AUCACCACGAUGUUCGACUCAAAGAUUAGGGUGCCCAAGUACGAUUCGGAGGCGUUCGACAAUGUCGAGUACGAGCUCCAGAUGACGUACACCGUGGAGACGGAUCGCCGGAUCAUGAGCUUCUACGACUCCAUGUGGGGCAUGGAGGUGUCCGGCGGGAGCGAUCAGUUCGAGCCGCUGACCAUCUUGAAUGUCUCGCCCACCGGGUUGGCCAAGAGGGCGGGAAUGCGGGUGGGCGACGAGAUCACCCAGAUCAACGAUGUGCCUGCUCUGGAGAUGACCUUCAACGAAGCCCUGCUAAUGUUCCGCAAGAACUCGCACUACGUUCGCGUCUAUGUGAGGGGCGAUGACGAUGCCCCCGGCGAGGAGGACUGGACCUGCGAUUGCUGGUUCAAGCCGAGAAAGCCCUGGCGCCGCGACUUCACCCCCAUUCAGUGGACCUUCCCGUGGAACGAUCGCCGCAAGCCGGUCUACAAGGAGUCCAACUGCUUCAUGGUGCCCAGCAAGAUGGAGGAGAAGAUCCGGGCUAGACGUGCUGCCACCUCGGCUGUCCACAAGAAGGAGGAGCUGGCUCCGCACACUCGCUCUCUGACACCUACUCCUAGGCCCAAGAAUCAGCCGGGUCCGAAUCUUCUCGAGACUGUUCUGAGACCACGUGGACCACCGCCAAGGGAUUAAGGCAGCGAUCCGAAAGUUGAAACUGGCCAAGUCACAGGGAGAUGCAGGAAGCGCCGAAUCCGCAGCAGUGCAUCAGGACCCGUAGGGAAUUUACACUUUGAAGAAGGCAGUCAGCUGUGCAACCAGUUAAAGUGCCUAAGUGCCUUGCGAAUCGAUUGAGAAGAAGGUUCUGUCGAGAACCGUGUCUAACCCUGCGCUGAAACAAGGAGGACACUUAAAAUAUUGAGCCCUAAAAAUAUCUGUCAAGCCAUAGUCAAUACUAACAAAAAGAUUUUGAAGAUUGUUUUAAAACUCUGUCAAAUUCUUUUUACAAGUUUAAUUUAAACUAAUUGUUUAUUCAUUUCAAAAACCAUGUUAAAGGUAUGCUGUUGAAAUGAUAAAAGGUUAUAAAAAACAGAAACUAUCCCUUGUACUUAAAUCUCAAAAAGAUAAAUAUAUCUAAAAAUAUAAAUAUAAAUUAUGAGUUAACUAUUAAAAAUCUA
Molecule: messenger RNA, 1160 nt
Organism: Drosophila ficusphila
Lineage: Eukaryota; Metazoa; Arthropoda; Insecta; Diptera; Drosophilidae
Exons: 2
Coding region: 10-678 (222 amino acids)
Biological process (GO): actin cytoskeleton organization; muscle structure development
Cellular component (GO): Z disc; stress fiber; adherens junction
Molecular function (GO): actin binding; muscle alpha-actinin binding
Source: RefSeq, a predicted model, not a curated record